AUGCUCUCUCUAGCAUGUCUGUGUCUCCUUGUGCUGAAACUUGCAGAAGGCACCGGCACAUGCGAGACCCCGGGCAGCAGGUGUCAGGGGAAUGACACGACGGGGCUCCUUCAGCUCCAGAGUCAUCAAGGUCGCCUGGUAGGCCUUGAGGUCGUUCAGGGGUGCUGCGUCGUGGUCGACGCCUCGAACAUGUCGAAGCCAGUGCUUGCUCGCACGGAGAUGGGGACCUCCCCGGAGUGUUACAGCAAUGCGUCGGAAGCGCAAGAUCCUGCCGGCUACAUCCGCUACUUCACGCGUGGGUGCCCAGACGACCUCGUCGAAAACAUCCUCGAGGGCUUGAAGGCGGACGCCGGCACGGCGGGUGUGGAGGAUGCCGAUGUGGAGGAGGCUGUGCCGGGACAGCCGGAGGCACCUUCCUUGGCCUUAACCAUGGCUGGAAGCAGUGUGGAGCGAAAUGCGGCUUCGGGCUACUACGUCUUCGAGAGCUUUCAAGGCACUUGGCCAGAACCUGACCCAGCCAAAAUUACCUACCAGUCUUCCUACAAAGGGACCGUUUCCACCGGUGGCAUAGGCUACACGCCGUACCGUUGCCUCACGCCGCAACUCUUUGGUGCAAUCUGGCGAUCGCCGACGUUCCCUGUCACGAGUGCCGUCGGGACUACAAUGCAGUUCUAUAUCUAUGUGACGGCAAACACUGUAGGUAGUGCAAUCGUCGGCUUUGACACCGAUCCUCUGAUGUCGGGUACCAAACAACUACUCAUAUACAAAAGCUAUUACAACGGUGUGCCGCACCUUUACAUGCAGUUUCGGGAUCGGACCAACUGGGGCAAUUGGAAUGUUGUUGGGGGGCAAGCUGUUUACCAGCUUUCAGCUCUCCAAACACAAUGGCUGCGGGUUCUCAUCCAGGUGGUCUCCACAACAGAAGUGGUUGCCCGGCUCUACGAUAGCAGCGAAAGCAGGAGGAUGACGCUCAUGGCAGACUUCGCCAGCGUGGGCCGCACGAUCUCCGACUCCGGGACGGCAUACCUGUACCUCUAUUACCCUUACCACGUCUACCUGGAUCACAUGGCGACUUGCCAAGCUAUCAUCCUCAAAGAGCUCCCCACCGACGCGGGGCAAUGCAGGUCAGCUCAAACCCCCUUUAGAGACGAAUGCAUCCUGGGGGUUUCCUACAUCUGCACACCCUCGAAUGCUGCGCCUCUUCCCUUGGGCACGACCCAAAUCUCGUGCGAAAGCUCGGAUGGCUACACGUUCAGCUUCGAGACCGAGGUGAAGGACACCGAGCCUCCGAUCUUGAGCAAAAGCUUCGCGGACGUCAUAGAAGUGACAACAUGCGGCCAGCUUGCUCAGGUAACUUUCGCGGUUGAGGCUUCCGAUAACUGCGACACUGUUACACCCACUUGCAUCCCCCCGUCGGGCAGCUUAUUUCCUGUGGGCGCCACAAACGUCACCUGCACCGCACAGGAUUCCGCGGGCAAUGCCGCAACCAUGACCUUUCAAGUGAUGGUCGCAGGCGACACCACGCCACCUGAAUCGCCGGUGGUAUCGCCCGUCAAUCCCACCGGCGAUGCUGGCAGCUGUGGUGACAGUGCCGAGGUCAUCUUUGACGCAACGUUUACCGAUGAGUGCCAGCCGGUCAGUGUGCUCUGCACCCCGUCCUCCGGAUCUUCGUUUCAGCUUGGAAGUACUCCCGUGGAAUGCACGGCAGCAGAUCCUUCGGGAAACACCGUCACGGUAAGCUUUGACGUGACGGUGACCGGCGGGGACAGUGUCGCACCUGUCAUCACGCAGCUUGCUGACAUCGAUGAUGUGACAACAUGUGGGGAGACAGCCCAGGUAACCUUCGUGGUGGAGGCUUCCGAUAACUGCGACACUGUUACGCCCACUUGCACCCCUCCGUCCGGGAGCUUAUUUCCUGUGGGAACCACAAACGUCACCUGCACCGCACAGGAUUCUGCAGGCAAUGCGGCAACUCCGAUGACCUUUCAAGUGAUGGUCACAGGCGACACCACGCCGCCGGCCUUUGACCCGACCCUUGUGAACAAGACCGCGGAUGCCGGCUGUGGCGACUCUGCCCAGGUAAGCUUCGAAGCUGUGGCGACCGAUGCAUGCGGCCCUCCCCAAGUCUCUUGCACCCCAACGUCCCUGAGCCUCUUCCCAGUUGGCAGCACCACGGUGCAGUGCACCGCAAGAGAUGCAUCGGGUAACGAAGCCACCGAGAACUUCGUGGUCACCGUCCUCAAGGGCGUGGAGCCGCCUAGCUUCGGCCCGACUUCAGAUGUCGAAGUGCACAGCCCGUACUGUAAGGCCAUGCGAGUUCAGUUCGACGUGCCUGUCAACGGGGGUUGUGGACACGGAGCCGAAUGCUUUCCGGCCUCGGGAUCCAUUUUUCGACUGGGCAAGACCCCGGUCACGUGCACCGCCUCCAACGACGCCGGCUCGGCGGAGACGACCUUCAACGUGAACGUGUACUGCGAUCCUCCUCAUCCUCCUCGCUACCGACAUCGCUGGGGUCUCCAGCUUCCCCACUUCGAGGGCGGAGGAUGCAACUCUUCCCUGGCAAAGGCGCCGGAGGGUGUGGCGAAGAGCGGUGCCGAGUCUGAUGAUGUUCGGAAGUCGCUGCCCCAAGGCAGCGAAGUUCGACAAGUUCCUGCUCAUGUACAGCAUUACACUGCACAAGAAGCCACAAUUCGCUUCAACGAGCCUGUCUAUCUGAUGGCAAUCAGGGAGGCCACGCUUUUCCAGCUGGACCCAAACAACGGCCCAGAACGAUACGACGAGGUGGCAAAGCUGCCGCUGCGGCCGCACGGGUGGCUGCAGGUGAUGCCAAGACCUUGGGCCUGCCCAGUAUGGUGGCAAAGCUGCCUUCAAGAUCUUGAGGGAGGUACCGGUACAUGGUGCUGCCAGCAAUGGACCAGCGUCGUGCAGUCGGAAGGAGGCGCCUCUCGUUUGCCGAUGUCGAGGGCGGAGGGCUCCCAGAUCAAGGCGCCGAGGACACCGAGCGAAGCCUGUUUCUGGCGAAGCAUCCGUGUCAUGCGGACCGCAGUGCAGUGA
Messenger RNA from Symbiodinium sp. CCMP2592, 3054 nucleotides. NCBI's taxonomy places the organism in Eukaryota, Dinophyceae, Suessiales, Symbiodiniaceae. The record is from the annotation of a GenBank genome assembly.